GGCUCACCUUCCUUCAUCUUGAGCUGCACAAUUUAGGAGACUUGAUUUCUUGAGGAAUUUGAGCGGAGAGGGCAGACGAUCUCGCUGUACGCAUUCUGCCAUGGGAGGUAAAGAUGAAAUGGGGAAGCCCAAGUCGAAAAGUAUUUUGGUGUGUGGAUACCCACUCAGCAUCUUUUUUAUUGUGGUCAAUGAGUUCUGUGAGCGGUUCUCGUACUAUGGCAUGCGAGCUGUGCUGGUGCUUUACUUUAAGUACUUUCUGAGGUGGGAUGAUGACUUUGCCACCACAAUCUACCAUACCUUUGUUGCCCUGUGCUACCUGACCCCAAUCCUGGGCGCCAUUGUGGCCGAUUCAUGGCUGGGCAAGUUCAAGACUAUCGUGUACCUGUCCAUUGUGUAUUCUUUGGGGCAGGUUGUCCUGGCGGUCAGCGCCAUCCACGACAUCACAGACACCAACAUGGACGGCACCCCUGACAACAUGGCCUUCCACGUAGCUCUGUCCAUGGUGGGUUUGCUUCUUAUCGCCGUGGGAACAGGAGGCAUCAAACCUUGUGUUGCUGCCUUUGGUGGAGACCAGUUUGAAGACCAUCAGGAGAAGCAGAGAAGCACCUUUUUCUCCAUUUUCUACCUGUCCAUCAAUGCAGGCAGUCUGUUGUCCACUGUCAUUACUCCUAUCCUCAGAGCUCAGGACUGCGGGAUCCACAGCCAACAGAAAUGUUACCCGCUAGCCUUUGGUGUCCCUGCAGCCCUCAUGGUCGUCGCUCUGAUUGUGUUCAUUGUGGGAAGUGGAAUGUACAAUAAAACCACUCCUCAGGGAAACAUCAUGGUAAAAGUCUGCAAAUGCAUCGGGUUUGCCAUCAGUAACCGCUUCAGGCAUCGUCAUCCAGCAUACCCGAAAAGAGAACACUGGAUGGACUGGGCUGAAGAAAAAUAUGAUAAACUUCUGAUAGCCCAGGUGAAGAUGGUGGUUAAGGUGCUUUUCCUCUACAUCCCUUUACCAAUGUUCUGGGCUCUCUUUGACCAACAGGGCUCAAGAUGGACCCUGCAGGCGACCACCAUGAAUGGUGACUUUGGAAUCCUUGUUAUCCAGCCUGACCAGAUGCAGACGGUGAAUCCCAUCUUGAUUCUAAUUUUGGUGCCGGUUGUGGACAGCGUGGUCUACCCACUCAUCUCCAAGUGCAAGUUAAAUUUCACGCCGUUGAAGAGGAUGACCGUCGGGAUGUUCCUCGCCGCAUUGGCGUUUGUUGCUGCAGGCCUGGUUCAGAUCCAAAUUGAUCAAACCCUGCCCACCUUCCCAGCGAGUACUGUGAGCCAAGCAAAGUUCCUCAACAUGGUGAACAAGCCAUUAGACAUCAGGGCCGGGUCACAAUCAUUUAAGUUGGAUGCUUUCACGGCCAACAAUGACUACCUGACCUUUGGCGAGUCAUUUUUGGUGGAACUGGGCCCCGGUGCCAUCUAUCCUAUCAGUUUAAGGGAUGGGACCCGGAAUACUUUGGUGAUCCAGCAGGAUGGGCCCCUGCCCCGGCCAGUCGUGUUUGAGGACAUCAAAACCAAGCCGGAACAGGGUGCUAAUGCUGUCAGAUUUUUCAAUGGCCUUGAUUCUGCUUUGAAUAUAACAGUUGGUAAUCUGGACUUCAACUCUAUCACUGCUUCAAACAUGUCAAAAUAUGUGGCAGUACCACAGGGGAACGCACAGUUUCUGAUCAAGAACAAUACAGGAGGCCAGUGCGUCUACAAGCAGCACCUCGGCUUCGGCAGCUCUUACACCUUGAUCAUCCCGCCCACUUUCACAUUUGGACCAAAUUGUGACAAGGAUAUCCGUCAGGUGAACGACAUCAGACCGAACUCGGUCCACAUGGCAUGGCAGAUUCCUCAAUACUUCCUCAUCACAGCAGGAGAAGUGGUCUUUUCUGUUACAGGCCUGGAAUUCUCCUACUCACAGGCACCCAGCAACAUGAAAUCAGUGCUGCAGGCUGGUUGGCUGUUAACGGUUGCUGUCGGCAAUAUCAUUGUGCUUAUCGUUGCUGAGGCAGUAACACUUGAAGACCAGUGGGCUGAGUACAUUCUCUUCGCGUCUCUGCUGGUGGGAGUGUGCAUCAGCUUUGCCGUCAUGGCCUAUUUCUACACAUACAUUGACCCGACCAAGAUCGAAGCUCAGUUCAUAGAGCUUGAGCCCAAGGAUAAGCAGAAGACGAUGGAUGGGAAAGACUCAGUUGAGCGUUAUAAUGAAGAGAAAAGUGCUGAUUCCAGCUCGGAUGAUGAGGGAGAAUUCACACAGACAAGGAUGUAAAUAUAAUAAUCAUCAUAAUAGAGACUCGCACCCACAGUAUUGACCUCUUUUUUUUUUUUGUAUUUAAACACGGCUUGGCUCUUUUUUCAUUUGUUGAAUGUCAGGAGUAACUUUGAUCUGUGUUUGUUAAUGAUUCGCGAUUCGCAGGAGGUAGGGUUUCCAUCCUGUUGUAUUGACUGCAUUUUAGUUUGUCCUGUUACUGUAAAUUUGCUAUCAAAAUGGCUUCUUUUGUACCGUGUUGUAACAAUUCACCAUUGGCAUCUGUGUUUCUGUUUUUAAUGUGCCCUGCAACUGAUUGUAGGCAUUGCAUUGUCUUAGAGGCUGUUUUUAAUUUACAGCGAAUCACGUGUUUGCAAUUGAUUUUUGAGAACACUAUUACGAUGACUUGAUUGUCACCCCCCCCCCCUGCCCCGUAUAUACAUUGAUACAUUUUUUUUAAAAAGCAUGAAAUUGAUAUGCGUUCCGUUUUUACACGAUAUGCGAAAGCACUGUAUGUAUAAGGGCAGGUCGUUUGAGUGUGAACCAAAAUCUGGCUCACGAUCAGUGUCAGUGCAAGCUUGAAUGCCACCCUGUGUGAGAUGUCCCUUUGUCACCCCAAGCACCCCCACCCCACCCAAUCCCACCACCAAUGCACGCGCGCACACACACACACACACACACACACACACACACACACCACACACACACACACACACACGCGUCCAUUAAGAGCACUCGCAGGUGGAUUUUCAUAUUUUCUUUCAUCUACUUCAACUUCAACUUUCAAAUCACAAUCAAAUACGAAUCCUGCAACAAAAGAGCCCAUUUGAAAUUAAAAUUAAUUUAAAAAAUCUUACACUGCAUACAAAACAACAGGUCCUUGUUGCAAUAAUUGUGAGUUUGUUUCCCACCAUGCUCGCUUUCUUUUAUCACUGCCUACAUUGGUUCAUCUCAUUCAAAAGUGUCACCUUCUGGCGCUAGAUGCAAAAUUGUCUAUGAUGUCCUCGUAUGAUAUCUGCUCCCAAACGGUGUGGCUGAUGCCAACGGCGCUCCGACCAGUUAAAUAUUAAAAUACACGAUUCAUUUAUAAAACAUAAAUCAGUCAGAGGCUAAUAAAGGAGACAUUAAAUGGGGUCAUAAUGCUAAUAAAUGUUACAUGAGAGGUUAUGGAUGAUUUUGAGUUGGAAUCCCCUGUGCCCCUCUAAUCCUAAGAAUAAAGCACUUAGGUAGGUGCAUCUUUUGCACAUUCCUCCUCUUCUCCUUUUGCUUUGAAAUGUCCUCUCCAUGUUUACGACAUGCCUAACCUACAUUACCCCAAGAAGUUGUAAAUUCCCUAUACAAAUGGUAAUGUUUUUUUUUUUCGUUUUCUUCACCGCUUAUCCUCAUGAGGGUUGCGGGGAGUCCUUGAGCCUAUCCCAGCUGUCAACGGGCAGGAGGCACAGUACACCCUGAACUGGUUGCCAGUCAUUCGGAGGGCACACAUUGAGACAAACAGCCGCACUCUCAAUCACACCUAGGGGCAAUUUAGAGUGUCCAAUAAAUGUUGCAUGUUUUUGUAAUGUGGGAGGAAACUGGAGUGGCCAGAGAAAACCCACGCAGGUACAGGGAGAACAUGAGAACUCCACACAGGUGGGUCCGGGAUUGAACCCGGGACCUUAGAACUCUGAGGCCAACGCUUUACCAGCUGCUCCACCGUGCCACCCUAAUAUUUUUAAAUUAAAAUCAAAUUAAUUUUUAUUUUGGGAAACAUUGCAAGCCUGUCGC
Syngnathoides biaculeatus (alligator pipefish) is the source of this 4030-nucleotide messenger RNA. RefSeq names its product solute carrier family 15 member 1b (gene slc15a1b). Gene Ontology annotation, molecular function: dipeptide transmembrane transporter activity. Gene Ontology annotation, biological process: oligopeptide transport; transmembrane transport. Gene Ontology annotation, cellular component: membrane. Lineage: Eukaryota; Metazoa; Chordata; Actinopteri; Syngnathiformes; Syngnathidae. The transcript has 23 exons. The record is from RefSeq and is a predicted model, not a curated record. Bases 101 to 2287 code for a protein of 728 amino acids.